GUCUUGGGUUUCUUGAUCGACGUCUUGAGGUGGGUCGAACUAGACGACCUUGAGAAUGGCGGGAGACACUUCAAGGGAAAAACUCAAGAAAUUGAGUUAGAUUCGAUGGGGGAUUUCAAUCAAUUUCGAUUCUUGAAGCAGGAAAUGAAGAGGGGUUCUAGAAAUUACAGUUGGGUUCGUCGGGGUUGUAUUCUUUAUCAGAAUCUUCUUUUCUGGGGUCGAUUGAGAUGGAUAAAGCACUUCUACCGUUAUUUGCUUCAAAAAGGAUAAGAAGAAGCGUUCUGAUAUUCAAUCUUCCAGAGCAAGAUUCCCAACACUUGAAGAAAUCGCAACCUCCAGAGAGGAUACGCAGAGCAGCAACGAUGUUGCCACCAUCCUUGACUGUAAGUGACUGCCGGCGAGAAUUGGAGGGUGGCCAUGGCGAUUCAACAUCCUACCAGUUCUGCAAUGGCGUUUUUGAACAGUUCUGUAAGGUCUAACAACAUAGCUGUUUGGCAGUAGUGAAGGUAAUAUAAUUACAAAAAACUGGUUUGCAGCCGGUGAUGCUAAUUUUUAGGUAAGGUCUUUAUUUCAUUAUCAUGUUCAUAAUGUUCAUUCUAUAUUGUUCAUUAUCCGAGCUAGAAUUCCUACCAAAGACCUAAAAGAGGAGUUUAUGCUUUUUCUACUUUGGGCUUUGUGAAUUAACUUUAGAAGAAUCA
This is a messenger RNA of Rubroshorea leprosula, 698 nucleotides long. The record is from the annotation of a GenBank genome assembly. NCBI's taxonomy places the organism in Eukaryota, Viridiplantae, Streptophyta, Magnoliopsida, Malvales, Dipterocarpaceae.